UACUUUCCCACAUUCCCACUCACUAUUUAGUAUUUAGUGGUUUAUCUUUUACUCUUUGCUAACUGCCCCUACUCUCUCUUACCCACUUUAUCGGUGUAUUAUGCUCCGAUCAUUACCUCGACCUCUAAUCUUUUCCCGUCCACUAAUGUCGCACUCCCCCGUCGCUUCAGCUGGCACUUUCACCGGCACUAAAGCUAGGUUACGAGGCGUCGUAUUCGACAUGGAUGGGACUCUCACUGUCCCAGUCAUUGAUUUUCCGGCAAUGUACAAAGCUGUUUUAGGAGAAGAUCGCUAUUUAUCCAUUAAAUCCCAAAAUCCUUCUGGAAUUGAUAUUUUGCAUCACAUUGAAACGUGGACUCCUGUUCAACAGCAGAAAGCUUAUGAAAUUAUCGCCGAUUUCGAGCGCGAAGGGCUUGACCGCCUUCAAAUCAUGCCCGGUGCAGCACAACUCUGUGGUUUCCUUGACUCAAAGAAAAUAAGGAGAGGACUUAUCACAAGGAAUGUGAAGGCUUCAGUUGAUAUUUUUCAUCUAAGGUUCGGGAUGACAUUCUCUCCCGCCCUCAGCAGGGAAUUUCGCCCCUGCAAACCUGAUCCAGCUCCGCUGUUACAUAUAUGUUCCGCUUGGGAAGUUCAGCCAAAUGAAGUGAUUAUGAUUGGCGAUAGCCUCAAAGAUGAUGUUGCUUGCGGGAAACGAGCAGGUGCAUACACAUGCUUGCUUGAUGAUACUGGGAGGUACGACUCCCCUGAGUUUGAUUCAGUUGAUCACAAACCAGAUUUUAAGGUCUCUUCUCUGGCAGAAGUUCAUUCAUUGCUAGAAACCCAUUUUGACUUGAGACCAUGAUGGCUAAGAGCCCUAUAUGUACUAAAAUGACAGCUAAAAGGUCAUAAUUGAGCAUUGUGCAUCUUGUGAUAAAAAGAACUCAUUGAGCUGUAUGAGAAUGUUCUCCUUUUCGUUGGCCUGGAAAAAGAAAAAAAAACAGGAAGGGAGAAAGAGAAGUGGUUUGUGAUUGAAGUUGAGUCGCCACUUUCAGAUUUUGGUGAUUAUAGAUAGAGUUCAUGUUACAGACUUUCUCAUUCAGUCCUAUAAAGAUUGUAUAAUCAUGUGUAAUUGCAUGUUUGGGAGAAGAUUAAAAGAACCUCCCAUGAUUGUAUUCUGUAUGUCCUUGGACUUGCAAUUACAGGACAAUUCUCCCCAAUAAUUUAGUUUGGCAGCUAAGCUAUGUACCAUAUUGAAUUAUUGAUGACAUUCAGAAAGACAGGUGCUCAACCCAGAUAAAGUAAAAUUUGCCCUGGUUUUUUCAGGUUCCGAAA
Molecule: messenger RNA, 1311 nt
Organism: Beta vulgaris subsp. vulgaris (sugar beet)
Lineage: Eukaryota; Viridiplantae; Streptophyta; Magnoliopsida; Caryophyllales; Amaranthaceae
Product: haloacid dehalogenase-like hydrolase domain-containing protein At2g33255
Exons: 5
Coding region: 101-841 (246 amino acids)
Source: RefSeq, a predicted model, not a curated record